Molecule: messenger RNA, 1104 nt
Organism: Pediculus humanus corporis (human body louse)
Lineage: Eukaryota; Metazoa; Arthropoda; Insecta; Psocodea; Pediculidae
Exons: 6
Coding region: 1-1104 (367 amino acids)
Cellular component (GO): membrane
Molecular function (GO): calcium ion binding; serine-type endopeptidase activity
Source: RefSeq, a predicted model, not a curated record
AUGAGAUUUCAGGAAAAAAAUGACUUGUUAUCAUAUCUAAUCAUGCUGCAAAAAUUACCUAAAUGGGUAGAAAUAUUUAACAAGUUUGACAAAAAUAGAGAUGGGAAAAUUUCUUUUAAAGAAUUGAAAAAAAGAAUAAAAGAAUACAAUAGUGAAAUUCCAGCCAGUACGAUUAGAUCAAUUCUUAAAAAAGCAGACACAGAUGAAGAUGGAGUCCUUGAUCUCAAUGAAUUUUUAGCAUUAGUUAAAAGUAGCAGAGAAGCUAGAGGAUUGUUUUCAAAUUCUUUAGAUAAAUGGGUUCAGACAGUUUGUGUUGUGCCUAAAAAAGGAAUUUGUGCCGAGUACACGGGUGAUGUAACAGAUGCAGAAAUUGAAUAUGAAGAACAUUAUUCUUGUUGUCCUCCGCCAUUAUUUAUGAUUAUAAUUACAGUAUUAGAGUUGUUUGCUUACAUUUAUGAUUCAAUCGAUCAAAAACCUGGCCAGCCAUCUACCACUACCAUAUUAGCAUCUUUAUUUAUUUACAAUCCACAUCGAAGGGCAGAAGCAUGGAGAUAUUUAACAUACAUGUUUGUUCACAUUGGUAUUUUCCAUUUAUUAGUAAAUCUUCUAGUUCAGAUUAUGCUUGGAAUCCCUUUGGAAAUGGUUCAUCACUGGUGGAGAGUUUUAUUUGUUUAUUUAGCAGGAGUUGUAGCAGGUUCAUUGGCAACAUCUGUCAGUGAUCCAUCCAUAUAUUUGGCUGGGGCAAGUGGUGGUGUUUAUGCAAUUAUGGCUGCACAUGUUGCUUCAAUUAUAAUGAAUUGGACGGAAAAACGAUUUGCUUGGGUUCAGUUAUUAAUUUUUAUAAUAUUAGCAAUAACCGACGUUGGAACGGCAAUUUAUAAUCGUUAUAUAUUAGAUGUGAACGACCAGGUUGGUUACGUGGCACAUUUGGCAGGAGCGGUUGCAGGACUUCUCGUCGGUAUUAACGUUUUAAGAAAUUUCAGGGUUCGAACGUGGGAAAAAACACUUCGAUGGUUUUCUUUUUUUUUCUAUUCCGUUCUCAUGUUAAUUGCAAUUAUUUGGAAUGCAGCUUUUCCAAGUUAUUUUCCAAAACAGCGAGUAUAG